Messenger RNA from Symbiodinium natans, 5664 nucleotides. The record is from the annotation of a GenBank genome assembly. Lineage: Eukaryota; Dinophyceae; Suessiales; Symbiodiniaceae.
AUGGGACCUCGACAGCUGCACACAUUUUUGACCAAGAAGGUGGCGCCUGAGACCCUGGACGUCGAUGAGCUCAGAAGCCAUGGUCCAGUUCUUCUGGUCGCCGACUUCCAUGCCUUUACGUUCUGGCUGCUUGAGUCCUUCGAGAAUGAGACUGCCGCGUCGGACCUGGCACAUGUCUCUUCCUCGGCCGAGCGGCGUGUGACUGGGCUCCGCGAGCGCGGUGUCUGCCUGGACUUUGUGGAGGAUGGUGCUGCAGGCUACAACGGAGUUGAAGAGAUGGAAUCCAAGUUGCCAGAGUGGCGAUCCCGAUUUGCGCAGCGGCAGACGGACAGAGCGAAGCUGAAGCGGUUUCUGGAGGGCACGGACAGCGAUCCAAAGCAGGUCCACAGCGGGCCCCUCUUCGUUGAUGCGGUUCGAGCCGGAGUUAGGAAGGCUGGCGCCAGAAUCCAACUGGCCCAAAGAGAAGCAGACCCUGAGUGUGUUCGUGUCAUGGAAGAGCGAAAUGCACUUGCCGUGCUGGGCAACGACACGGACUUCGUCAUCAUGAAGGGUGGCCGGCUGGUGACCUUCCCGAAUCUGGAUCCUGAGGCUGCUGUCCUUCCCCUGCGGAGAGCUGAGGAGAGCAAUGGCCGCAACGAACGCAGAUUUGUUCUCAAGGUCUGGACGCGCCAAGCCCUAGCGAGGGCUUUGGCUGUCCCUGAGGAGCUGUUACCGAUGUUAGCUGCACUCUGCGGCAACGACCAUUCGCGGCAACUCAUCGAGAAAUGCCGACGGCGCGGCCUGCCAGGUCCCACUGGAUCGGAGCCUCUUCCAGACAGCUUUGAGGAGUUGGCAAAGAUCUUGUGUCAGAGCCGAAGACCUCCGCAGGAGGCAGCCCUGGACUUGUUGAAGCCAGCCCUGCACAACCAGCAGGAAAUCGAUGAGGCCCGGAAGGUUUUGGCUGAUGCCCAGAGCUUCUACAUGCCCCAGGCUACCCCUCUGGAAGUGCCGAUUCUAAGUCAGUUUGCUGGAGAUGAAAGCAUCGAGCUUGCGCCUGAGCCGCAGUCAUCGAAGGUGUACAGAGAAGUCCAGCAAGGCAUACUUCCGAAGUGGUGCUUUCCAGUGGCGGCUCAUGGCCUCCACUUGUCCAACGAUUUCUUGUCAGAUCCUUCUUUGGGCAGCUGCUCGAUAACGUCCUUGCUGCUCAGGCUGCAGGCCUUUGCCUUUGGAGUGUUGGCACCUCCAACUGCAGGAACUCCAUCGCCUGCGAUCACCCUUGGGAAGCUUGGCCCCUGCAUGCCACCGGACCCUCCCGGUCGUUGGGGCCAGGUAGAGGUUCGCAUCCUUGGCACGUCAGGGCGUGCCAGCUUCGAAGACGCCACACACCGCUUUAGCUACCUGGGCCGGCUCCAUGGGGUCCGGGCACAGCCACGGCCCGCACGCGGAGCGCUGCUUCGGGCCUACGUGGACACUGCCUCAGGAGCCAUCCCAGAAGCGCUUCCGUGCGAGGUGUCUCUGGACACCAUCCACCUUCUAAGCUUGCGGUUCACCGCGGGUGUCGCGCGCGAGCUGAAGCUGCAAGAGGUGGAGUUCGACGCCCUGCUAGCUACCAUGUACAUCCUCAAGGGUGCAGCCAUCGGACCCACAUUGAUUGGUGGUCCCGACUUCUCCAGCCGCAAGUGCGCUGACUUCCGCUGCCUGUGCCUGGGUGCUUGGCUCCAGAAGGUGAUCUCCUCUGUGCUGGACCUUGCGAGGCUGCUGGACGUGGCUCCGGCUGUGGAAAGCCGGCAGCUCUUCAACGGCCGCCUCUUCCUGUUCGUCCUGCGAAGCUUCCAGAGCAAGCCUAGACAGACUCCACAGACGGAGCCCUUGCCACAGGAGGUUCCGAUGCCCUUGAUGAGGAGGCGUGGCAAGAUGGGGCCCCGGAUCACAGAAGCAGACGUGAACGAGAAGGAUGAAAAGGAGGCAAGCAAGCCGCACAAUCCGCACAUGAAACGCUUGGACCAAGAUGAGGUGGAUGUCGAGGUCCUCGAAAGCCUGCGGGGCAGCCCAGAGUUGAGAGCCUGGCGAGCAGAUGUUCUGCGAGACCUGGAAGUGCAGCUCUUGCCAUCGGUCGACCGAGUCGAGUCGGUCGAGGCGCCGUCCGUGACCGAGGUGACAGGAUCUCGAUCUGCUGAGCCUGCUGAGCUGCCCAUCGCGGCACGUAAGGAGGAGCUCUGCCACUCCCUCCUGGAGAACCGGGUGACAUGCGUGCAGGGCGAACCGGCGCAGGUGGUUGUGACACAGCCCCGACGGUUAGCUGCCAUCAAUCUCGCCAAGCGAGUUGCAAACGAGCGUGGAGAGGAAUUGGGCAAGGAUGUUGGGUAUCGGAUUGGUGGAGACAGCGUGCCUGGCAGGCGACUGAAUUUUGUGACUACCGGUUGGCUCCUGAGUGCUCUGGUAGGCAGCCCCGAGAAAAUCGGCCAGCUUACGCAUGUGGUUUUCGACGAGAUCCAUGAGCGCUCUGCCGAUGCGGACUUCCUGAGCCUAGUGGUCCGCUUGCUGCUGCAUCGCUUCGCCGAUGUCUCUUUGGUCAUCAUGUCUGCGACUCUCCAGGCCGACGUUUUUCGGUCCUACUUCCGUGAGCUGCAACCGAGCUCCUCCGACAUCCCUUUGGUGGCCGUUGGUGGCCGCUGCUUCGACGUCAAGAGAGUUCACCUCGACGAGGUCUCUGGCUUCUGUGGGAAGCUGAGCAAGCCGGGGCAGAAAGCUCUGACAGAGCUCCUUUUGAAGUUCAAGGGGCGCAAGCUGGACCACAACAGCAACUCCAGAGCCUUGUCGGACCUGCUGCCCAUAAGCACACCUCUCAUCCUCGACAUUUUGGCAUGUGUGGCCGAGCCUGGCUGCACCGUUCUGGUCUUCCUGCCGGGCCUUGAGGAAAUCACCAAUCUCUACGACGACUGCCAGGCCACUCUUCAUGCCAAGGAUGGUGCGCUGGCUGAGUCGGACUCAGAGUCUGAUUCUUCCGACCAGCCCUCGCCGACUUGCAAUGGCUGCAAUGGUCGCAAUGGUCGAAGUGGUCGAGAUGGUCUCAGUGGGCGUCUUCAGCUCAAGGCCUUUGCCAUGCACUCGCAGAUACCCAUGGAAGACCAACUUGGGGUCUUCAAAGGCCCCGGUCCACAGACAUGCCAUCUGGUCUUUGCCUCCAAUGUUGCCGAGAGCUCCUUGACCUUGCCCAACGUCUGUGCAGUGCUGGAUCUUGGGCUGAUCAAGCAGAUGGUGUACGACACGCGGCUCCGCCUGUCCUACUUGGCGCUGCGCUGGACGAGCCAGGCCUGGGCCUGGCUUCGGCCCACCAGCGGGCCGGCCGUGCGGGUCGUACCCGAGAAGGAGUUGUGGUGCGUCUUUAUCCUCGAAGCUUCCACUAAGGCUUUCUUCCUGUGCAUGAGCUCUGUUUCAACCAGAGUCAGAGACUGCCUUCCUUUGAAGAUCUGUGAAGGCAUGGCGGCCUUUGACCGUCCUGAGACCUCCUCCCUGCCAUUGCCGCGCUUGUAUCUGCAAGCCAAGGUGCUGGCUUGCGACUUAAAGAACGACGACCUGGCCGAAAAUGCCACUGCAGUGUCUAUUUUGGAAGAUCUCGUUGACCCGCCAGACCUGGCGAUCGUUGAAGCUGCCAGGCAAGAACUUGCGGAAGGCUGUGCUCUCGCAGCCCCCGAGGAAGAUGCGGACAUCACUACACUCGGACGAAUUUGCUUGCGGCUGCCUUUCGAACUGAGCCUUUGUCGCCUCAUCUGGCUGAGCAUUCACUGGGGCUGUGCUGCAGAUGGCAUCGUGCUGGCAUGCAGCAUGGCCAUACAGGAUCCCUUUUCGCAGCCGAACCCACUGGCCAUCACCGAUGCUGUGGUUAACAAACAGCAAGAUGCAUUUCGAUAUCCUUGUAAGUUCACAGAGGCUUUGCAGUUUUGUAGGUUUGUAUGGAACAGCUUCUUUGGUUGCAUCAUGUUGCACCAAACAAGCCUACGUGCAAAGGAUGCGGUGGAUCUGGGCCAGAAGCUGCGCAGGAGCAACGAGAGCCGACGCUUCUUCGAUGGUGGGAAGGCCUCCGAGCCGCUGGCGCUUCGAAGCCUGUUCCGCGAGUUCUACCAGUCGCUGUCGACCACGGAUGGGCUCCUUGGCGGCCGCCGCGCCUGGAUCAAGCACGCGAAUCAGAUGGCUGCGCAGCAUGCCAUCAUCCCCAGGCGCUUGGCCGAGUUCUGCGUCCAAGUGGAUGAUGUUGCCCAGCGACUCCUCGGCCUGCUGGUCCCAAACAGCCCCGUAGCGCGCCAAGUGCGCCUCCUACUGAAGGGCCUGGGGAGAUCCGGUGUAGAGACUGACGAAGCUGGCAGCUUCCCCCAGGAGGACCCAUGGAAGACAGGGCCAAGUGAGCCAAGUGCUUCACAGCGCCGCCGCCCUGGGCACGGUGCAGUGUUUGUGGGGGACGAGGACCUCCUGCGUGGACUUCUGGCAUCUUGCUUCACGAGCCAACUCCUGACUUCGAUGAGAUCGGGCCAGAAGGAGCAGGAUCUUGCCUGUCGCAUGGUUCAGAUCGCCGACCCUGCUCGCAGCGCACUAUUUGAUGUGGAGCACCUUGAGUGCGCGCCACUUAUAGAGCCAGAGAACUUUCUUAAGUACCUGUCCCGGCUCAGUGGCGGCUGCACCUUCGAGCACAAGGGCAAUGUCGGAAAGCUGGUCUGCAUCCAGUGUGCAGAAGCUGCAGAAGCUUCCAAAGCUGCCUCCCUCGAAGAAGGAGAGGAAGGGACGCCUGAGCUGCCUAUCGACGUCGCGAAGGAGUUGCACGUCUUUCAUCAGUUCACCCGCGGCAAGGCUUCUGUUUCAUCCCAGAUGAACCUUGCCGACCUGGGAGGCUCCGCAGAUGCAGGCCCCGUCCCGAUUGUUGUCAAGAAGCCUUCGCAUCCGUACCAGCUGAAAUGGCAGGUCCAUAUACCCGGAGAGGUAGGAGCAAAAGGACGAGCCGCCUUGAAGAGAACUGGCCUACCUAAUUCCUACCACCCUCUGGGAUUCAUGUGUGACAUUUCCAAGCGCGAUUGGCUGGCCUGCGCUAGCCAUGUGCAGUAUACCCAAGGCUCUAUAUGCUUCCUCUCUGGCUUGACGCUCCUGAAACCGUGGCAGGUGAAGCACUUCCUGCUGACGAUCGAUCCAGAGGCUGCCUCGCUGAUGCUGAAGUGUGGCUCAAGCCCUGGCUCCGUCUGCGCUGUGAAGAUGUAUGGAAAAGAGCUACGUGUUGCCAUCAGCGCAGAGGAUCUGCGAUUCAUUGACAAGUUCCGGGCAACCAUGAGAGAUGCGUUGCUCAGUUCCGAGAAGCUUGGGGAGGCGCAACUUCAGAAGGAGCUUCAUGAUUUCUGCGCUCGUGGAGAGGUCUUGGACGAUGGCAAGGAGGGACGCUGGUUUCAACCAUUCGGCACUUCAGAUAGCUUGCCCGGAUUGCAUCCACUUCUUCAGGACACAGUGGCCGAUGCAACGGCAGAUGCAGAGGAAAACGUGCUGGCCGCGAUGCAUAUGAUGGCCGUGAAGAAGAAGAAGGUCACCGCAAGAAAGCUGGCCAAGGAAAUCGGUUGGCCCGAGACAAAGCUCGGUCCGAUUGAGGUAUUUCUGGGGCAGCGAAAACAUCUCUUCUACAAGGAGGGCAAGAACUGGAGACCUGCAUGA